This is a messenger RNA of Corylus avellana, 2635 nucleotides long. It is a transcript of the gene ANT, whose product is annotated as Integrase-type DNA-binding superfamily protein. Gene Ontology annotation, molecular function: DNA-binding transcription factor activity; DNA binding. The record is from RefSeq and is a predicted model, not a curated record. NCBI's taxonomy places the organism in Eukaryota, Viridiplantae, Streptophyta, Magnoliopsida, Fagales, Betulaceae. Gene Ontology annotation, biological process: regulation of DNA-templated transcription.
GAGCAGACUAUCCAAAUGAGACUAUUGAUUAUUGAGAGGUUUGUUGGAAUGCAGCGUUUUGGUCUUUUUAUUUAUCUUCAUUGUCUAUUGAUCUUUAAUGCGGUUUGAGGGGGGUGGUCUUAAACAAAAGCAAAAGAAGGCAAAGGGUAGCGUAUGUUAAAGCAAAAGAAGAGGUCUUUCUCAUACACAGAUCCCUAUGGAAUGCAGGAAGGAUGCCCAGCAAGCAUCGCUUGUGCUGGAACUCAUUCUUUUUGUUUAGAUGAGUGGUUAGAUACGGUCCAAUCAGUGCUGCAGCUACCAAACAAAACACCCGGGUUUCAAAAUGGAGGGAAGCACAUAGAUGUUGGUAUGAUUAGUUUAUAUCUUUCCCAAUGAUUGAGUUGCCUUGCCUCAAGAGAAACUCCCCAAGAAUCUCUAUUUAGUGGGAAAAGAAGCAACAUUGAGAGAAGAUGAAAUCCAUGGAAAAUGAUGAUGAUGAUAACAACAACAACAACAACACUAACUGGUUGGGUUUCUCUCUCUCUCCGCACAUCACCAUGGACGGUCCUCCUUCCUCUGCUGCUGCUACUGUUUCUGCAGCAGUCCCAACAAGCUUUUUCCAUUCCCCACCUCACCUUAACUAUGGUGCUUACUAUGAACCCCAAGGAGAAAAUGCUGGUUUCUAUUCCCCCUUGUCUGUCAUGCCACUCAAGUCAGAUGGUUCUCUCUGUAUAAUGGAAGCUCUCACCAGGUCACAACCACAAGCAAUGGUAACUACCUCAACCCCAAAGCUGGAGGACUUCUUUGGUGGUGCAACCAUGGGGACCCAUCACUAUGAAAGCAAUGACAGAGAAGCUAUGGCUCUCAGCUUAGACAGCAUGUUUUACAACCAUAACCCAGACCAUGAGGCCAACAGCCAAAAUUGCCUUGACCACUUCCAACAGAAUUCCCGACAGCAACAACAGUCACAGCACUAUUCAUAUUACUCUGGCUUUAGAAGCCAUGAUAUGAUGUUAGAGGAGGCCAGGGAGUCCCAGUUUGCAGAUUGCAAUCUUCAGCUUCCAACAAUGGCAGAUGAUGGCGCCAAGAACUGGGUCUCAAGGAACUAUUCAGCUAACCAUUCGGUGGAGCAGAAGAUGAUUGGUUGCAUGGGUGACAAUGGUGCAAUGACAUAUGGGGAUUUACAGUCUUUGAGCUUGUCCAUGAGCCCUGGCUCCCAAUCAAGCUGCGUUACAGCUUCUCAACGCAUCUCACCCACUGCCACUGAUUAUAUAGACAUGGAUACAAAGAAAAGAGGGCCUGAAAAGGUGGAUCAGAAGCAAAUUGUUCAUAGGAAGUCCUUGGAUACAUUUGGGCAAAGAACCUCCCAGUAUAGGGGUGUUACAAGGCAUAGAUGGACGGGUAGAUACGAAGCCCAUCUGUGGGACAACAGUUGCAAGAAAGAAGGUCAGAGCAGGAAAGGCAGGCAAGUUUAUCUGGGGGGUUAUGAUUUGGAAGAAAAAGCAGCAAGAGCUUACGAUCUUGCCGCACUCAAGUAUUGGGGACCCUCCACUCACAUCAAUUUUCCUUUGGAAAAUUAUCAAAAAGAACUUGAAGAAAUGAAGAACAUGACCAGACAGGAAUAUGUUGCCCAUCUAAGAAGGAAAAGCAGUGGAUUCUCUAGGGGGGCUUCAAUGUACAGAGGAGUGACAAGACACCAUCAACAUGGACGAUGGCAGGCUCGGAUUGGAAGGGUUGCGGGAAACAAGGAUCUUUAUCUUGGGACAUUUAGUACCCAAGAGGAAGCAGCUGAAGCGUAUGACAUAGCGGCUAUUAAGUUUCGUGGCGUAAGUGCUGUAACAAACUUUGACAUAACAAGGUACGAUGUGGAACGUAUCAUGGCAAGCAGUACCCUUCUUGCUGGAGAACUAGCUAAGAGAAAUAAGGAGACAGGAUCCACGAUUAAGGCUUUGAACAACCCUUCUACUUCUACUGAUAGUGGUAACGGGGAAGCCAUUCUCCAAAAGAAGAAUGAUGAAUGUGAAUCAGAUUGGAAAAUGGCGCUCUAUCAGUCCUCCCAGGAGCUUCAUCACAAGACACCCAAAAUGGAAAAUUACAGAACCCAAUUUUUUCCAGUGGCUUCAGACAAUAUGAUUCAGCAAGAGGUAGAAGAUUCGGUGAAGAUGGGAACUCAUUUGUCAAAUGCGUCGUCUUUGGUGACUAGCUUGAGCAGCUCAAGAGAAGGCAGCCCGGAUAAAACAAGCUUACCAGUGCCUUUUGGAUUGCCCCCGUCAGCCUCCAAGUUGUUCAGUACUAGUCCAACUGGUGCUGUCAACUCUUGGAUCCCAUCACCUCAACUGAGGUCUGCACUCUCCAUGCCUCACAUGCCAGUUUUUGCUGCUUGGACAGACACAUAACUUUGUCUUUUGAUAAAACUAGCGAAUGUUUUGCAUGAGAAACAGAGAGAGAGAGAGAGAGAGAGAGAGAGAGACAGAGGGAGGUUUAUGUGGGGUAUCUUAGUUUGAGAUAUUGGGGGGUUAAUGGAGGCCUAUCUUUUUCUUUUUCUUUUUUGCGAACAAGAUUUCUAAAAUAUUCAGUAAUUUUCGUAGUCUAUGUAAUGAAGAUCUUUAAAAAAAAAAUGGUGUUGGAGGGAAAUUAAGGUUUAUAGAGACUUUGA